Messenger RNA from Rhizoctonia solani, 1773 nucleotides. Its product is annotated as casein kinase II subunit beta. Gene Ontology annotation, cellular component: protein kinase CK2 complex; cytoplasm; ribosome. The transcript has 10 exons. Lineage: Eukaryota; Fungi; Basidiomycota; Agaricomycetes; Cantharellales; Ceratobasidiaceae. Bases 1 to 1773 code for a protein of 590 amino acids. Gene Ontology annotation, biological process: translation. Gene Ontology annotation, molecular function: structural constituent of ribosome; protein kinase regulator activity. The record is from RefSeq and is a predicted model, not a curated record.
AUGUCCCGGUUGCCUAGUGGUAUCCCCGGCCAGACUCCCCAAGAGUUGGGUCAGGAGGGGAACCCAGUCGAAGAUGACGCGAUGAACGAUGAUCAAGCAGAGCAGGAAGGAUAUGCAUCUUCAACUCCUACCUCAUCUCUUACAUGGAUCACAUGGUUUUGUUCUUUACCCGGCCACGAAUAUUUCUGCGAAGUGGGGGAAGACUUUAUCGAAGAUGACUUCAAUCUGACUGGUCUCAAUGGACUGGUCCCGUUUUGGAGAGAAGCGAUGGAGAUGGUGCUUGACGUAGAGCCAGAGGAUGCCCUGAAGAUCCCCGAUGUUUCGAUUGUCGAGUCCUCUGCGGAAUUAUUAUACGGACUAGUCCACCAACGCUAUAUUCUCACACGCCCGGGACUACAGGCUAUGGUUGAGAAAUACGAGGCCGGCCAUUUUGGGACCUGCCCUCGAGUCUUUUGUAAUUCCUGUCACGUAGUUCCAUGUGGACGCUCCGAUCUCCCAGGUCUCGAAACCGUCAAGCUUUACUGUCCGAAUUGUAACGACAUCUAUUCUCCACCCAGUAGCCGCUUCCAGGGCGUAGACGGCGCAUUCUUCGGCACUACUUUCCCUCAUCUCCUUUUCCAGACCUACCGUGAACUUGCCCCCGCACCUUUCAGUCCCACUGCACCCCCUGUUGAUUCAGUUCCAAGUCGUCGCCAACCGGCCAUCGUUGAACCAUUCGUGAACCCCAACCCACAUGGGGGACAAAAACAGCCCGCAGACCGCGUAUACACAUCCAAAAUUUACGGAUUCCGUGUUAGCGAGCGUGCAAGGAGUGGUCCUAGGAUGAGGUGGCUGAGACUGCGGCCACAAGGUUUGGAAGAGCUUAACGCGGUGGAUUGGAGAGGACGCUGGAUCGGAAGCGAUGAUGAUGGAGGAUUCGAGGAUUCAGAUAGGGAAGGAGGGCCUUUGGAGCGAUUUGACGAUGACGAAGGUUCACAGGAGGAUGAAGAAGAGGAAGAGGAAGAAGAGGAAGAGAAACAACAGGCAGCGCCCAACCCCGGUGCUCGUCUUGGACGACAACAUAACCUGUUGGCCUCUGAUUGGAAGCCCUAUGUAGAUCCUGCAUUGGCAACUAACGUCGCGGGUCUAUCUUCCUAUCCUACUGCUCAGUCCAAACUUGAGCCAUACACGAUCCCUGAAGACUCAGACGCCCCGCGCUCAACCCUCUCCCGCUCUUCGAGCUCGAGCUCUCUAUCUACUCCCGCAGAGGACACCCUACCCCGGCCACAGGCCUACCGAAAACCCAAGGGCGCAUUGAAUCGCAAGUUCCAAGAAGUAGAGAUGAUGCUGCGGGCAGCUGCUGGAACUGGAACCAUAGAGGUAGUAGAAAACACGGCACCUGUUGUUGCUGUUACCGAGUUUGGUUCCGAUUCCGACGUCCGGCAUCAACAGUCUACGAUCGACUCUGUCAAACCUCAAGACCCAAUGGCUGUUCAACGCACUAACCUCCGAUAUGGCGCCAACACCGGCCGCCCCACCACUGCGAUCGACAAGGUCCCCAAGCCCAGCCACCGCAAGGGCGCCUUGUCCGCAAAGAACAAGCUCGUUCGCUCCGUUGUUCGUGAGGUUGCUGGAUUCGCGCCUUAUGAGCGUCGCGUGAUGGAAUUGCUGCGUAACUCGAAAGAUAAGAAGGCGCGCAAGCUCACCAAGAAGAGGCUCGGCACUCUCCUCCGCUCCAAGCGAAAGCUCGAGGAACUCAGCUCGAUCAUCCAGGAGAGCCGUAGGGCACACUAA